Pieris macdunnoughi is the source of this 1638-nucleotide messenger RNA. The record is from the annotation of a GenBank genome assembly. NCBI's taxonomy places the organism in Eukaryota, Metazoa, Arthropoda, Insecta, Lepidoptera, Pieridae.
AUGUUCGCUGAAUUAAAUGUAAUUCUUUUACUCGUAAGCCGUGUUUAUUCUGUGCAAGUGAUAGUAUCUGAAGGCAUUUUAGAUGGCGAAAUAAAUUAUAAUUAUGGAGAUGCCUAUUACAAUUUUCAAGGGAUACCAUAUGCUCAGCCACCCGUAGGGGACUUAAGAUUCAAGCCACCGCAACCAGCCAAGCCGUGGUACGGAAUUAGACAAGCUAAAAAACCAGGCAAUGUUUGCUUUCAUUACGAUACAUCACCAAUAGGAUAUGAAGAUUGUCUAUAUCUUAAUGUCUUUACACCAAACAUCUCUACAAAACGACCCUACGCCGUCAUGGUUUGGAUUCAUGGAGGAGGCUUUACAAGAGGCAGUGGAAAUGAAUAUCAACCAGAUUUCCUCAUAAGGAAAGACGUUAUUUUAGUCACUCUCAAUUACAGAUUACAAAUACUAGGUUUUCUUAGCCUCGGAACAAAAGAUAUUUCAGGAAACAUGGGCCUAAAAGACCAAGUAGCAGCGAUUAAAUGGGUAAACAAUAAUAUAAAACACUUUGGAGGAGAUCCGGACAAUGUUACAAUCUUUGGACAAAGUGCGGGGGCAGUAAGUGUUUCAUACCAUUUAAUCUCGCCCAUGACGAAAGGGCUUUUUAAAAGGGCUAUAACGCAAAGUGGCACCGCACAUGGUUGGUGGCCAAGGUCAUUCAGGCCAAGAGAUACUGCUGUUGAAAUGGCUCGCCAAAUGGGGUGCAAUUCCACUGAUGUUGAGGUAGUAUAUACAUUCUUAAAAGCUCAACCUCUCAAAGCGUUCAACAAAUGCGAUAUCUACAUCUCUUUUGCACAAUAUGCUAAAGAAUCACCCAAACUUGUUUUUGGAAUUGUCUCGGAGGAAAACUUUGGUGACGAUGUCUACUUUCAAGGUAACGUUUAUGACGCUUUAAAAGAAGGAAUACACGCAGACGUAGAUAUUUUGAAUGGUUAUACGGCUGAUGAAGGAGUACUCUAUUUUAUGGCUGACACGAAUUUUUCCAAAGUGUUUCAACAAGCUAAUCAGUUUUUAGAGUUUUUUGUUCCAGAACCGUUGGCGCUAAAUGUUCCUUUACUCGAACAAAUGAUUAUUGGGAAAGCAAUGAAAUAUUAUUACCUCAAAGAUGCUGUAGUAUCGAAAGAGAAUAUAGAUAAAAUGCUUAUGUAUAUCAAUUUUGAUAUGACUAUUUAUAGUACAUUAUUAUGGCAGAAAUUUGUGGCUAAGAGGAAUAAAAAUAUAAAUUAUUUAUAUAAAUUUACAUGUGAAUCAGAAAGAAAUGUUUUUGGUAAUAUCAACAAUGCAAAAAGUCUUUUUCAAAGACAGAUAGUUUCACAUUCUGAUGAUCUCAUGUACUUAUUUCCUAUGAAUUUGGAAUCUGAUAGAAAGUCCGAAACGUUUAAAAUUAUUGAUAGAGUCACUACUCUGUGGACCAACUUUGCAAAGUUUGGAGACCCAACACUAAAUGAAGGCCUUGGUGUUACAUGGUCAUCAUAUACAUUAGAAAGGCAAGUCUAUCUUGAAAUAGGUAAUAAGUUGAAGUUAGGGGCAUAUCCAGAAAGGGAGCAAGAAGAAUUUUGGAAUACCAUAUUUAAGCACUAUUUGCCGCUCGUCUUACCAUAG